Messenger RNA from Chionomys nivalis (European snow vole), 7571 nucleotides. RefSeq names its product F-box and leucine rich repeat protein 18 (gene Fbxl18). Gene Ontology annotation, cellular component: SCF ubiquitin ligase complex. Bases 97 to 2229 code for a protein of 710 amino acids. Gene Ontology annotation, biological process: SCF-dependent proteasomal ubiquitin-dependent protein catabolic process. Gene Ontology annotation, molecular function: protein binding. The transcript is spliced from 5 exons. Lineage: Eukaryota; Metazoa; Chordata; Mammalia; Rodentia; Cricetidae. The record is from RefSeq and is a predicted model, not a curated record.
CUGUGGAGCUGUGGCGGUGCCGGCUUCGAGCAUCCCUGCCCUGGCAGGCUGGGGGACUCCGAGGCUGCAGCUCCGGCGGUCAGCUCCGGAGAGGACAUGUCCAAUGACGAUGAUGCUGCCCCCACAGCUGCAGAGGCAGCAGGUGACAUCCACCUGCUGGGCUUCUCGGACGAGAUCCUCCUGCAUAUCCUGAGCCAUGUCCCCAGCACAGACUUGGUUCUCAAUGUGCGGCGCACCUGCCGGAAGCUCUCAGUCCUGUGCCUGGACAAGAGCCUGGUGCACACUGUGCUGCUACAGAAGGACUACCAGGCCAGUGAGGACAAGGUGAAGCAGCUGGUGAAGGAGAUUGGCCGGGAGAUCCAGCAGUUGAACAUGGCAGGCUGCUAUUGGUUGUCCGGCUCCACCAUCGAGCACGUGGCCCGCUGUCACAGUCUGGUAAAGAUGAACCUGUCAGGCUGCCACCUCACCUCCCUGCGACUGUCCAAGGUGCUUUCAGCCCUGCAGCACCUGCGCUCACUGGCCAUUGAUGUGAGUCCCGGCUUCGAUGCCAGCCAGCUGAGCAGUGAGUGCAAGGCCACCCUGAGCCGUGUCAGGGAACUCAAGCAGACACUUUUCACACCGUCCUAUGGUGUGGUGCCCUGCUGUGCCAGCUUGCAGAAGCUGCUGCUGUACUUCGAGAUCCUGGACCGCACACGUGAGGGUGCCGUCCUCUCAGGCCAGCUCAUGGUGGGCCAGAGCAAUGUCCCCCAUUACCAGAACCUGCGUGUCUUCUAUGCCCGCCUGGCCCCUGGCUACAUCAACCAGGAGGUGGUGCGGCUCUACCUUGCCGUGCUUAGUGACCGCACGCCUGAGAACCUGCAUGCCUUUCUCAUCUCUGUCCCUGGCAGCUUCGCGGAGAGUGGGGCCACCAAGAACCUGCUGGACUCCAUGGCUCGCAACGUGGCCUUGGAUGCCCUGCAGCUGCCGAAGUCGUGGCUGAAUGGCUCCACCCUCCUCCAGCAUAUGAAAUUCAACAAUCCCUUCUACUUCAGCUUUAGCCGGUGUACGCUGUCAGGUGGUCACCUGAUCCAGCGGGUCAUCAAUGGGGGGAAGGACCUGCGCAGCCUCGCCAGCCUCAACCUCAGUGGCUGUGUGCAUUGCCUGUCUGCAGACUCGUUGCUCCGUAAGGCAGAGGACGACAUUGACAGCAGCAUCCUGGAGACGCUGGUGGAGUCCUGCUGUAACCUGCACCACCUCAACCUCUCAGCUGCCCACCACCAUAGCUCCGAUGGCCUGGGCCGCCACCUCUGCCAGCUCCUGGCCCGCCUCUGCCACCUGCGUUCUCUCUCCUUGCCCGUCUGCUCCGUGGCCGACUCAGCACCCAGGCCUGACCGUGCGCCUGCCCCGCCAGCAAUGCAUGCAGUGCCCCGUGGCUUUGGCAAGAAGGUGCGCAUUGGGGUGCAGACCUUUCCCAGUCCCUUCCUGGGCCAGUCGUCUGCCCAGCCUGCCUCUGUGUUCUGGUCUCUGCUGAAGAAACUCCCUUUCCUGGAGCAUCUGGAACUGAUAGGGUCCAAUUUCUCCUCAGCCAUGCCCCGCAACGAGCCUGCCAUCCGCAACUCCCUCCCGCCCUGCAGUCGGGCACAGAACGUCGGGGACUCAGAGGUGGCUGCCAUUGGCCAGCUGGCCUUCCUGCGGCAUCUGACACUAGCGCAGCUGCCAGGCAUGCUGACAGGCUCUGGGCUGGUGAGCAUUGGCCUGCAGUGCCAGCAGCUUCAGUCUCUGUCGUUGGCCAACCUGGGCAUGAUGGGGAAGGUGGUGUACAUGCCUGCUCUUGCUGACAUGCUGAAGCACUGCAAGCGGCUGAAGGACCUGAGGCUGGAGCAGCCCUAUUUCAAUGCCAACGCACAGUUCUUCCAGGCACUGGGCCAGUGUUCAUCUCUGGAGCGCCUGUGCCUGGUGUCUCGAAGUGGUACCGUGCAGCCGGAUGCCGUGCUGGCCUUUAUGGCCCGUUGCCUGCAUGUUGUCGUGUGUCACAUGUUCACUGGAGAAUCCCUCACCACCUGCAAGAGCCUGCAGCAGUCACUCCUCCGGAGUUUCCAGGCUGAGAGGCCCGCAUUGAACGUUGUCAUCUUCCCCCUGCUCCACGAGGGCCUGACAGAUGUCAUCCGAGAUGUCCCCAUGGUGCACCUGGACGAGAUCACCUUAUUUAAAAGCAGAGUGGCUGAGGAGCCGCCGAACUUGUGGUGGUGAGAGGGCCGUCUGGCCCCAGCCCCGCCACUCCUGCAGCAGAGCCUCUUCAUGUCUGAGUCUCCACAAGGGUCCGAGAAACCAGGAGAGUGGGUCCUUGCUUUGCGACAGGAAGAAAGAGUUUGUGGUUGUUCCGAGACAUUCACGCCAGUCCCCCAGGUUCCCUCUCCCUCUCAGGGGUGUGCUUGGGCAUGAUGACUAGUGAUGAGGUGACCAUGACCGAGAGCAGUGGACGAGCCAUCCUGGCCUUCAGGGCCUGGCCACACUCCCCAGUCCCCCCACUCACUUCAGUGUGGGGACUGUCCCUUUGUCCGUGGUCAUCUGCAGGUGAGCUCAGUCAUGUGACUGUGUCCACAUGGGGUCAGUGUGGCCGCGCUCUCACUGUGCCUUCCCCACGAUGACAUCUGGGAGCCUUUGGCCCCUUUCCUAUUGACACGUUAGGGCGUGGUCUAAUGUGUGCGUGAGGCCCUGGGUUCCAUCCCCACCCUAAAAAAGAAAAUGUUUUAACCCAGUGAUGUCUCUGGGAUGUUUUCAGCCUAAUGAUGCCUGUGCCAGAGGGUCCCCUGGGCAGGAACUGUGGGAUGGCACCAUUCCUGAGCUGAGCCUGAGGAGCUGGGCCUGUGUCUCGCAAGGGCUCACUUCUCCCCUCCGUUCCUGGGCUUCUGCUUAAAAACUCGAGGUGCUGUGGAGGUCUGAACGCUUCUUGGGAAGUCCACACCCUCUGGCCUCAAUAGAAUAGCUAAAAACAGUGAAAGCCAGAGUGGGCAUUACAGAGAUUCACUGAGAGCCGUGGUUUGACUUGAGUUAGAAGAUGUGCACGGACCACAGUUUCUGUCCCCAGCACCUUCAUGGCGGCUCACACCUGUAAUCACAGCAUUCAGGAGGUAUGAAUGAUAACUUGGGUUAUCCUCAGCUAUAUAAUUGAGGCUACUUAAGACCCUGUCUUUUUUUUGGUUUUUCGAGACAGGGUUUCUCUGUGGCUUUGGAGCCUGUCCUGGAACUAGCUCUUGUAGACCAGGCUGGUCUCGAACUCACAGAGAUCCGCCUGCCUCUGCCUCCCGAGUGCUGGGAUUAAAGGCGUGCGCCACCAUCGCCCGGCUUUAAGACCCUGUCUUAAUCUUGAUAAAAAAACCAAAAAAAAGGAAAGAAGAGGGAGGACCCAAUGUUUGUGGCCUCACCCCAUUCCUCACACUAGUGAGACUAAGAAUCAGUAACCCUAGAGGGGCCUUGUGGGAGCUUGUGGUUGGAUUGGUUCAACUAGACUCCUGCCUGGGCCUCUCUUGGUGAAGGGUCACUGGUACACUGUGGGCAUUGAUCCAGGUAGCUUCCAGUCGGGACACCUCAGUCCAUGCAGGGCCAGCAGGCCUCGCUUGCUGCUGUGACCUUCACAGACUCAGCCUGCCCUCCCCCUCCCCCUUCUUGGCUACUGGUCCUCCGAAGCUGUGGUCUCCUCAGCUUCCCUUCUUGGUAAGGAGCAGAGUGAACUAGCCUCUGGGUGCCUGCCCUGUGGUCUCAGGCAGGCUGUGCCUGGCAGCGGGAGCCUGGGGAGGCCUGGGGGCUUCUGACCUGGCUCUGGGUACAGCAUUAGGAAAACAGCCCUCAGGUCCAGGCUCUGCCUGCCCCCUCCUGUUCUAGCUCCAGUGUUCAACGUGGUCUGCAGUGCCAAGCCCUCCCUUCUCAUCCAGUCUCUUGCCUGAGGGAAUCCUCCCUCUCUCCCAGAGGGAUCCUUCUGUCUGUAGGCUGAUCCCAGGGGAUACCCACCCCAUCCCCGCAGCCCUUGCCUUCACAGACCUAACACACUGUCUGAGAGCUGUGGGCCUGUCCUACCUUUUCCUGGCAUUGCAGGCCAUGAGACCGGCUGCCAAGAUUCCAGGGCAGACUGAGGGCACACACAGCUGUAGACAAGGGUCCCAGAGGUGGUGGAACUCCUUCCCCAGUUUCUGGGUGUGUCUUUAAAGCAUUAUAAGCUGACACCUGAAGGCUGCCACGUAGGCUGUCCAGGACCAACUGCUGCUUGUCCUUAAAAUGAGACAAGCUGGUCACAGCCUAUGAGGGAGGCAGGUUGCUUGGAGAUGUCAGGUCCCAAGAGUCCUGUAACUUCUUCCUUUGAAGGAAGUUCCACUCAGCUGGGUGUGGUGGUGCAGGCUUUAAUCCCAGCACUUGGGAGGCAGAGGCAGGUGAGUUUGAGGCCAACCUGGUUUAUAUCGUGAGUUCUAGACCAGCCAGGGCUAUAUAGAAACCCUAUCUCAAACAGCAACAACAAUAAAAACAACACAACAAAAUAACAAACGGCAGCUCUGUUCAGACAGGAAAUUACCUUUCUGCUGGGAUUGUAUUCCGAAGACCAGAGCUGUCCUGUCAAUCCUGUGGAUAGGCAGGUCUUGGGAGCCAGCAGUUUUCGCUAGUGGCAUCAUUUGUGCCCAGAAACUGGGCUGACAGGGAGGGGCCUGGUUGCAGGAGGCUGGGGCGCAGACUGCCUGAGGAAGCACCCUCAAUAGUAGGCCUUGUAUUCUUAGCAUCUCUUGCAAUAGUUCUUUGACUUCAAGUGAGAAUUUUCUCUCCUUCUCCACUGGGGACAGGAUCCACCAGAUGUCAAUAGCGUGCUUAUUUUUGCUAAGUGCUAUUUUGGCACCGGUGUUGAUCGCAAUUUAUAGCCUGCAGCAUUUGACGCUGGGAAAAGAACCCACCCUAAUGGUCCCCGAUUGGCAGGACUUGGCUGUUAAGUGGCAGACCAUAUGCUGCCUGCCGAGAAGACAGUGAGAUGGUGAGUGCUCAUGCCUACGUACGGGUGUCUACGUGCUGGUGCAUAUGUGCACGCGCGUGUGUGUGUGCGUGCGUGCACACGUGUGAACGUACGUGUGUGUGCACCUGCAUGCGUGUGCACAUGUACCUACCUAUAGGUGCGUGUGUGCAUGUAUGUGCGCGCAUGUGAGUGUGUGUAUGUGUGUGUACCUGCAUGUGCGUGCACACGGGCUUGCUUCCUCUGGUGUGUGUUCUCUGUGUUGGAGUGAGAAGAUAGAGAGGAGGGAGAGUCUUUUGUAAACAGAAACCCCCUGACCUCCACAGCUGCCUGUUCCCCUGCCUCCUCCCAGCCCUGGCUGCUCCUGCACAGACCCUGUGUUGUUCAUUGAUUUGCUCAUUCUGUUUUUCAAGACAGGGUUUCAUUGUGUAGCUCCGGCUGUCCUGGAACUCACUCUGUAGAUGACCAGGCUGGCCUCUAACUCACAGAAAUCCUCCUGCCUCUGCUUCCCAACUGCUACGAUUAAAGGUGUAUGCCACCACUGUCCAGCUAGUCCUUGUGUUUUAUGUCCUGUCUUUGAUGCCAUGUCUCCUAACCCUGUGGCUUGGCACAUACCAGCAAGCCAUACUGGGCUCACUGAGUGGCUUUUCUCAUUUUCUCUCCUCUUAAAAUGCUAUGUGUGUAUGUGUGUGUGCAGGUCUGUGUGUGCCCCCGCUCAUGUGUAGAGGGCAGAAGACAAUCUUGGGUGUCCCUUUUCACCCCCCACCUUGUGUGAGCAGGUCUCUUGUUUGCUGCUGUGUACACUAGGCUAGCCCACCCAUGGACUUCCCAUCUCCAUCUCCCAGCUUGUGAUGGGAGUUCUGUGAUGACCCAUGUGCACCACCACAUCUGGGGAUCUGAACUCAGGUCCUCCCGCAACAAGUACUUUACCCACUGAGCCAUCUCCCCAACCCGCUUUCCUGAUUUCAUAGGGAGGAAUUUUAUCACCCAGAGUGAGGAGUGUUCUGCUCUUAUAUGACAGGGUCAGGCUUUGUCCUGCAACUGACCCUUGGAGGCCCUGUAACAAGGCUGUGGCCAGCGGAGGACUGGGCCCAGACACAGUCCACUGGGUGUCUCUCACAUGGGCAUCUAGGGUAGAUUCAGUGUCUGUCUACCGCAUCAGACCCAGAGUUAAAAGCUAAAUUCUUAGCAAGAUGUUGUCUAGGCCCAGGGGUCUGUGGGAAAGACGAGCCCAGGCAUUGGAACAGUGAGUGCCAAGGGCCAGGCCUCUUGAGCCAAGGCUGAACCCUCGAGGAGGAUGGACAGCCACCCUGACACCCCUUCCGAGAGCCACCUCUUCCUCCAGCCUUUGCUGUGACCUGCCCCUUUGAAGAGGUGGAAAUUUCUGUCUCACAGGGAAAAAGAAAGAGAAGCCAAGUGUGAUGGGGAAUAUGAGGUGGAAGCAAGAGAAUCAGGAGUUCAAGGCCAGUUUCACCUAUAUAAUGAAUUUGAAACCAGCCCAGGCUACAUGAGACUCUAUGCCUGAAGAGAUGAGGGAGGGAGGGGGGAGAGAGAGCGAGCAAUUUUGAAUGGGGUAUGAAGUGUGACUGUAGGCCAUGGGUCCUAUAUGCUGACCUCUUCCUGUGGAUGUGACCAGUUCAUUGGUAAUUAUUAUUAUAAUUUUAUUAUUAUUAUUUUGGUUUGAGACAGGGUUUCUCUGUAGCUUUGGGGCCUGUCCUGAACUAGCUCUUGUAGACCAGGCUGGCCCCAAACUCAGAGAGGUCCUCCUGCCUCUGCCUCCCGAGUGCUGGGAUUAAAGGCAUGCACCACCACCGCCCAGCCUGGUACUCGCAGUUUUUAGCAGCACCCACUGCCCUGCCGUAGGGGCUUUGUGACUGGUCUCAUCUGCAUUUGGGCCUGCAGGGUACAGUAGAAGUUGCUAGGCUCUGUGUUACUACUGCAUGGAGUCUAGACCAGCCAUGGGUCCUAUGCUGGCUGCUCAGUGGUACAUCUCUGGAGGCCCACCAGUGGGGGGUGCUUGGCUGCACCUGCCCCGCCCUAGCCAGACCUGGCAGGCUGCCACAGGGCUGCCAGCAGCAGUGCUGGUCAGGGAGGUCAGUGCUGCUACUAAUGUUGGCCUGGGAUCUGCCUCAACCUGGGGGUGCAGAUGGGGCAGGCUCGGCUCCAGCCAAAGCCCUGACCUCUGUGCCGGCGAGGUGUUCACGGGUUGCUGUGCAAGGAAUGUAUGUACAAACAAAGGUUUCCAUAGCAGGAGUGUGCAUGCAUCUGUAAGUGUGUCUGUUGUGUGCACACGCAAGAGCACGCGUCUAGGUAAUGCCACUUCUGACCAUGACGCAUUGUGUGUGACUUUACCUGGCACCACUUGAGUUGAGUGUUUAUUGUUUCGGGGCAUGGAGGGCCUUGUGACCAGGUGCUAAGUGACCCCCCUCCCCCGCCGUGACUGACUGCCCGGACUCCUGUCUAGCUGGGAGGACUGCCUGUGUGGUUGGUGUCUGGUAGUGACACACCCAGAUGUCACUGUGGUGCUGACAAACUACAUUCUGAAUGGCUGUUUUUAUGUAAACCUGUGGCAUGUGGAAAAUCUCAAAUAAAAUGAACUUGAUUU